AUGAGCAAGAAAGUUUUGGCGUUGAGCCUGUUGAGCGAGACGGAGGGCAAGCCUAACGUGACGGCUUCCGAGCCUGUCGAGACCUCCAAGCCUGCCGAAACCACCGCUGAGACCACGGGCGGCGCUGACGCACCCGAGUCGCAAGCUGACGAGAAGAAGGCUGGCGAGCUUCCUGCCGUCGAAGGCAUCGCGAUCAACCAGGAGAAGUCCAAGAUCGAGUGGGUUGGCGCCAAAGUCACCGGCGAUCACAAGGGCACCUUCGAGAACUUCAACGGCGCCAUCAAGGUCGACGACGCUGGCAAGGUCACCGCGAUCGCGUUCAACGCGGACACCACCUCGGUGACCUCGGACAACGAGAAGCUCACGGGUCACCUCAAGAGCCCUGACUUCUUCGACGUCGCGAAAUACCCCGUGGCUUCCUUCUCCUCGACCGAGAUCAAGGAAGGCUCGGACGUCAAGCCUGGCGAAGGCCAAGCUGCGUUCACGCACACCGUCACCGGCAACAUGGACCUCCAUGGCCAGAAGAAGUCGAUCACCUUCCCCGCGCGUAUCAGCACCGAGGGUGAUGUGGUCUCGGCUUCGACCGAGUUCAACCUGAACCGUUUCGACUUCGGCAUCGAGUACAAAGGAAAGCCCGACGAUCUGAUCAAGAAAGAGGUCUUGCUCAAGAUCAACUUCGAGGCUCCCAAGAAAGCUGCUGAGUGA
Messenger RNA from Ostreobium quekettii, 705 nucleotides. The record is from the annotation of a GenBank genome assembly. NCBI's taxonomy places the organism in Eukaryota, Viridiplantae, Chlorophyta, Ulvophyceae, Bryopsidales, Ostreobiaceae.